Messenger RNA from Saprolegnia diclina VS20, 1062 nucleotides. RefSeq lists its product as hypothetical. NCBI's taxonomy places the organism in Eukaryota, Oomycota, Saprolegniomycetes, Saprolegniales, Saprolegniaceae. The coding region runs from base 1 to 1062 and encodes 353 amino acids. The record is from RefSeq and is a predicted model, not a curated record. The transcript has 3 exons.
AUGCCACGCCUGGCCGACGACGACAAGGACGUCGAGACGACGCUGAAGCGCAAGGUCAAGAACGAGCGCACCAACCUCUUCGAGUGGGUCAAGUACAAGUGUCUCCUCCAUGGGCCCGACCUGCUCCUCGACCCGUGCGACCUGGACGACGCGCUGCCCGCCACGUACCGCAUUGCGCUUGACAAGGUGCACUCGGUGCAGACCAAGGCCGGCUCGCGCUUUGAGAUAGCCCAUACGACCGCAAGCCAUGGUAGCAGGGUGCGCGAAGAGUUUAUGGCGCCGACGCCGCAGCACUGUUCGCGAUGGGUGGCCUCGCUGCAAGCCAAGGUGCUACGGGCGCAAGCCGACGUGGCCGAGACACCAGCGAUGACGCGCUCCAUGGCCACGCUCAGCGCAAGCCCUGCCAUGGCCCACGCGAGGCGUCACGAGCGAAUGCAAGUGGCGUCUACAACACCCCUCGACCUCGACAAGCUCGAUGGUAUGCUCUCGGUGAUUGAGGCCACGUCGCCCAAGCUCGCGAAAAGCUGGGGCAGCGUUCGCCCGGCGAGCACCAAGAGCAUCCCGGACGACGAGCCGCCCAAACAACCAACGCUGCACCACGAAGUAGACGAGCAGCUCAAGCCAACGCUGCACCACGAGGGCAAUGAGACGCCACUCGCUCGGCGGUGGACCGCGUCCGAACACGAUGCGUCCGAGCAGCUCGACAUUCUCGUGCGAGUCGAGACCGCGCUCAAGCAAUUGGAACUCGACAACAAGGCGGCGCUGUCGCGAGAGACUGAGCUGCGGCAGGAACUCGCGAACGCCCACGACGCCAUGCGCCUCGCCAGCGCCGAGACACAAGAGCUCGCGACGCAGCUGCGUGAAGUGGCGACCGAGCGCGACGAGUGGAAGUUGGUCGCCCGGCAAAAGCAAGACGAGGUAACGCAGCUCCGCGACGAGCUCCAGAUCGCAAAAGACGAAGUCCGCUUGCUCACGAACGAGCAGCUGCGGCUCGCGCACCGCAACCGCGACCUCGCUGUGCACGUGCAGCGAUUAGACACCUUGGUGUACGGUAAAUUCUAA